This is a messenger RNA of Osmerus eperlanus (European smelt), 807 nucleotides long. Its product is annotated as coiled-coil domain-containing protein 106-like. The coding region runs from base 1 to 807 and encodes 268 amino acids. Gene Ontology annotation, cellular component: nucleoplasm. The record is from RefSeq and is a predicted model, not a curated record. The transcript has 4 exons. NCBI's taxonomy places the organism in Eukaryota, Metazoa, Chordata, Actinopteri, Osmeriformes, Osmeridae.
AUGAAGGAAAAUGAAGACGAGAAUGAAGUGGAGAAGGUGAACAGGGACCAGCCACAGGAAGAGAACCAGCCACAGGAAGAGAACCAGCCACAAGAAGAGGACCAGCCACAUGAAGAUGUCUCUGUUCGACCAGGCAAAAACAAGCGGGCGAAAGUUUCCCAGAGGAAAUUAUGGGCGUUGGAGUUGGUGAAACUCAAACAACAAGCCAAACUGGAUCACCAGAGAAUCGAACACCUUCAAGACCGUGUUAAAAACCUGGAGGAGGCCAACAAAGACUUAAAAACAGACAAGGACUUUUUGCUUUCCCAAAUUAAGGGAGCCCCCGGGGUGCCUGCAUCAACUAGCAAGUCAGACUGCUCAGUUUCCUUCCUCAUCUUCAACUUCAACGUCUCCUGCCCCCUCCUCAGACUCAAGCUCCUCAUCAUCCUCAGAAGACAAAAAAAAAAGACCAAGAAGUCAAAGAAACACAAAGAUUCACACAGCCGUUCAAGAAUGACCACAACGGAUGGAGUCAUCCGCCGGUACAAGAAUGCCCUGAAGAGAUUCGGUAAAUUUGGAUCCAUGAAAAAGGCCUUUGCCAAAAUAAACGUUGACCGCAACACCAUUGCAAGAACAGCUAUAAUUGCUGAACUAGCCAUCACAUUUCCGGACAUCUUCGAGACCCUGCUCCCUGGAGACGAAAAUAGUGAGAAGAUCUCAGAGUUUGCAGAGCGCUGCAGGAGGGCUGUGACAGAAGAGAUGGCUGAAACGAUCACAGCAAAAAAGAAAAGUGGAAAACUGCUUCCAAUAAUGUACAAGUACACUUAA